CAGAGAGAAGAGAAGGAGGAAAAAUGGUAUCAGAAAAUGGUAAAGAAGAUGGGUUGAGUUAUCCAUUGAUCAUAGCAAUGAAGGGUAGUUCAAGUACUGAAAAGAGCGAACUGGCCACCAAGUUAGCUUCAUUUCUUCAGUAUCCUCUCAUUGAUGAAGGAGAUAUCAUCCUAGCCCUUAAAAGCUCAAUUCCGUCCUUCUCCUCCACUGAAGAUUACGAAGAAGAGUUGCCUCUUAAAAUUGUUAGUCAAAUCUGUUCAACUCAAAUCAGUUUGAAGCUUCAUGUCAUUGUCAAUUCUGAGCUCUCUCAACGUGCCCAUUUUGAACAUUUGGUGCAAUUGGCAAGUUCCGAGGGGGCAUCUUUGCUCAUUAUUGAUUGUGAAGCUCAAAAUGGUGAUGCCCUUUAUGAUGCUGGGGAUGUCCCAAAGCUCAACAUCGAUGUCUUAAAGCCAUUUGUUUUGGAGGAAUUUGUUCAUGCAAUUCUACAAGAUGCCGAAUUCCCUCAAGAAAUUUAUCUAGCAAUGAGUAAUGGAAAUUAGUGAGAUAUAUAUGGCAAUGCAAGUGGAGGAGCACAGAAGCAUUCAGUCCAAACCGAAGAGCUAGCUUUGAAGUGAGAUUCCGUUCAGCUUAUGCAAGUUUUAGGAUGUGUAUUUACUAAAUAAUUGCUCAUUUCAAGGAGCAGAGCAGUGUUUGUAUUGUACACUUUGAACUCUGAUAUGUAUUUUUAAAUUUAUAGUCUGAAAUACACGUUAUAGUAUCAAAAUACACUCAGCAUUCAAAACGGCA
Messenger RNA from Ricinus communis (castor bean), 786 nucleotides. RefSeq lists its product as uncharacterized. The transcript has 2 exons. The record is from RefSeq and is a predicted model, not a curated record. NCBI's taxonomy places the organism in Eukaryota, Viridiplantae, Streptophyta, Magnoliopsida, Malpighiales, Euphorbiaceae. The coding region runs from base 24 to 539 and encodes 171 amino acids.